Molecule: messenger RNA, 276 nt
Organism: Gaeumannomyces tritici R3-111a-1
Lineage: Eukaryota; Fungi; Ascomycota; Sordariomycetes; Magnaporthales; Magnaporthaceae
Exons: 2
Coding region: 1-276 (91 amino acids)
Source: RefSeq, a predicted model, not a curated record
AUGACCAAGCACUACCAAUCGACAACCGAAGGAAACGACGGCAACCCCCGCAGGACAGACACAGUGGACGCGCACUCCAGCGAGACGCCCUUCGCGUGGCUACCAGGGGGCUGCCGGCCGGCGGCAUCCGCGAGGCGUGCCGGGCCAGGAUAUGGGCUCGCAGCUCAAGUCUCGCCGCUGACAACGGGCGACUUGAAGUUGGGCACGUCCUCCGGUCAGCGCAGCUACCCGCAGCGAGCGUCGCCGGCCGAGGAAGCGUGUGCCGCGGGGUCUUGA